Messenger RNA from Xenia sp. Carnegie-2017, 605 nucleotides. RefSeq lists its product as uncharacterized. The record is from RefSeq and is a predicted model, not a curated record. NCBI's taxonomy places the organism in Eukaryota, Metazoa, Cnidaria, Anthozoa, Malacalcyonacea, Xeniidae. The transcript has 2 exons. Bases 9 to 605 code for a protein of 198 amino acids.
UCUAUGCAAUGAUGAGUUUAAUGAUAUGGUGGUUAUUGUGGGUGUUCUUUGGUCAGGGAUUCACAGUGAAAAUGGGUUGGAAUGAAGAACUUGAGUUUUGUGAGGAGGAAUGGAAGAAAUUUGUGGCGAACAAAAUUGAAAUCGAUUCGAAAUGCAACAAUACUCGUACACGUUGUUGUGUUGAGGAGAAGAAAUAUCUUUUAGAGCGAUUUAAAAUGUUUAGUGAAAUAUGUCCGCUUGAAGGGACAUGUGGAUGCAGCCCGAUUAUUUUGAACUUUACUGCUGGGCCAUACGUCAAUACCACUGGGCUAUUCUCCGAAGUUUUUCAUGAUGCAUUCGCAAAAUGGAAAGAACCAGAAGACUUCACGUGUUCACAUAAGUACAUAAAUGAAACAAUAGAAAAACGGUAUGAAAUACCUUCUUUUCGGUUUGGAAUGGGACAGCAAAAAAUCCCUUAUAAGUAUGUUUUAUACGGUGGAAAAAAUCACACCUGUUAUGUUGUCAUCAACGUGAAACAAAGACGUCGUUAUCAAGGUACACACAAGGCAGUUUAUUUUAGUUUCACCCGUGUCAGUUUAAUUUAUAGUGCACCAUUGUUGCUAUAG